GCCUCACAUAUGGUGCCUCAGCAGUGUUUAAGGUGAAAGACAGCACUGGGAAAACUUGCAUAAUGGCCAACUUCUCCGCUGUCUUCUGGACCAGCUAUGCGACCGAGCAUGGUUUUACGAAUGUGACCUUUGACCUGCCCCAUUCUGCACGAGUACUGAACAGCAGCUUCUGUCAGAAAGGCAAUGCCUCCGAGUCCAGGCUUAUCAUCGCCUUUGGAGAUGGAAAUUCACUGACCCUGCAGUUCACACGGAACACCACCCGCUACCGAGUCCAGCUGCUGAGCUUUGUGUACAACUUGACAGACACGCACAUCUUCCCCAAUUCGAGCUCCAGGGAAGUCAAGACUGAGAACUCCACGACUGACAUUCUGGCAGACCUAGACAAAAAGUACCGCUGUGUCAGCACUACCCAAGUGCACAUGAAGAAUGUGACUAUCAGGCUGUCUGAUACCACCAUCCAGGCCUACCUGUCCAACAGCACCUUCAGCAAGGAAGAAACACGCUGCAAGCAGGACAUGACGUCCCCCACCUCUGCACCACCCGCACCCUCCACACCACCUGCACCGCCCAGCCCCUCGCCCAGCCCUGUGCCUCCGAGCCCCUCCAUGCACAGGUACAACGUGAGUGGCAGUAAUGGGACCUGCCUGCUGGCUAGCAUGGGACUGCAGCUGAACAUCACUUACCCACGGAAGGACAACACGACCAUGGCCAGAGUGGUUAACGUCAACCCCAGGACAGUCUCUCCCAAGGGUAGCUGUGGUGCCCAGCUGGUGUCUCUGGAGCUGAGUGAGAAAACUCCGGAGCUGAGUAUGGUCCUGGUCUUGCGCUUCGGCUUGAAUGCAAGUGCCAACCGGUUCUUCCUGCAAGAAGUCGAUUUGAAUAUGACUGUCUCUGAUGCCAGAGAGGCCAGUUUCCAUGCCGCUAACAGCUCACUGAGAGCCCUGCAGGCCACUCUUGGUAACUCCUACAAGUGCUCAGCUGAGGAGCAGCUGCGUGUCACACCUACCUUCUUCCUCAACCUCUUCGGCGUGCAGGUCCAGGCUUUCAAGGUCGAAGGGGACAAGUUUGGGUCUGAGGAGUGUCUGCUAGACGGGAACAACAUGCUGAUCCCCAUCGCUGUGGGUGGCGCCUUGGCAGGGCUCGUGCUCAUCGUCCUCAUCGCCUACCUCAUCGGCAGGAAGAGGAGUCACGCGGGCUAUCAGACCAUCUAGAGAGGGCAGCAGGGGUAUGCCGCAGACACUGGGGGCGGGGCCUCACGUCCUGUGCGUGUGUGGCGUGGCGUGGCGGGAGGCACAUUUUCUGGCAAACUGCUCUUAAAUCUGCUUACAAAUGUGAAGUUCAUCCUGCAGCAUUUACUAUGCACAAAGAGUUAAUAUUGAAAUGACGGUGUUAAUUUUGCUAACCAGGUUAAAUAUUUUGCUAACUGGUUAAAUGUUAAUAUUUACCAAAGUAGAACUCUGCAGAGAGCAAGAGUGCUUAUCUGAAUUGGCAUGGGCUCCACUCAUUCAGUGUUUUCAAAUUUGGUGUUGGUUCUUUUAUUCUUUGCUCAGAUUUAGGCCUUGCAGGUGUCUGGUCUGAACACGGUGGACUGAUGGGGUGGCUGAUCCCUAGGCUGGCCCCCAGGUUGAGACCAGCAGAGCAGUAAGCUCUGUGGGCACUGGGGGCGUCUGCAGGCAAGAGGGCCAGGCCCAGUGUCCAGGUGACCUCAGCGUCCCCGCUCCAGCCGCCUAGUAGCUGCACUUGCCUAGGUGUCGGAAGGGCAUUAUUUCUGUUCCCUUGUGAUGUGGCUUCUGGCCUCUGGUGGCAUCCAGUAGCCCUGUUGCACACCGUACACGGAUGGCCUUGCUCUGCUGGUGCCUCUGCUGUGCUCAGUCGCUGGACAGAGCCCAGCUCUGGGGUGUACUGCCUGUAACGACGCUAAUAAACAGUCUCUUUCUUUGUGUGUCUGGA
This is a messenger RNA of Octodon degus (degu), 1950 nucleotides long. RefSeq names its product lysosomal associated membrane protein 1 (gene Lamp1). Gene Ontology annotation, cellular component: membrane. The record is from RefSeq and is a predicted model, not a curated record. Lineage: Eukaryota; Metazoa; Chordata; Mammalia; Rodentia; Octodontidae. The coding region runs from base 63 to 1211 and encodes 382 amino acids. The transcript is spliced from 8 exons.